Messenger RNA from Venustampulla echinocandica, 1632 nucleotides. Its product is annotated as Protein kinase-like (PK-like). Gene Ontology annotation, molecular function: ATP binding; protein kinase activity. NCBI's taxonomy places the organism in Eukaryota, Fungi, Ascomycota, Leotiomycetes, Helotiales, Pleuroascaceae. Gene Ontology annotation, cellular component: site of double-strand break; cytoplasm; nucleus. The record is from RefSeq and is a predicted model, not a curated record. The coding region runs from base 1 to 1632 and encodes 543 amino acids. Gene Ontology annotation, biological process: protein phosphorylation; mitotic G2 DNA damage checkpoint signaling. The transcript has 2 exons.
AUGCUAUUCCAGAGCCAACUCGAUCCCCUCCCCCGCGACCUGCCUUUUCGCAUCGUAUCAAAAACGAUUGGGAGAGGGGCAUAUGCAUCAAUAAAAAAAGCCAUUCCUCCGACGAGUACAACGCCCGUUUUCGCAGUCAAGUUCAUCCACAAAGCCUACGCCGUCAAAAAUGGCCGCAUCACGGCAAAACAAAUCGCCAUGGAGGUAUCCCUCCACUCGCAUAUCGGCCAGCAUCCCAAUAUCAUAGAAUGGUUCGCAACGGGCGAGGAUUCGGUGUGGAAAUGGAUCGCCAUGGAAUACGCGGAAGGCGGCGACCUAUUCGACAAGAUUGAGGCCGAUUUGGGUGUCCACGAGGAUAUUGCACAUCUAUACUUCACGCAGUUGGUGAGUGGGGUGAGUUAUAUGCAUUCCAAGGGCGUGGGACAUCGAGAUAUAAAACCCGAGAAUAUCCUUCUUUCGGAUGUUGGCAAUUUGAAGAUUGCAGAUUUUGGACUGGCUACGCUAUUUGAGCACAAUGGGAAGACGAAACUCAGCACGAGUGUAUGUGGUAGUCCGCCAUAUAUAGCACCGGAAGUCAUCGCCUGUUCAAGGGACACGCAAUCAAGAGGAGCGCCAAAGGGCCCAGGCUAUGCCCCGAACCUCGUUGAUAUCUGGUCUUGCGGCGUAGUACUGUUUGUCCUGCUCGUUGGGAAUACGCCCUGGGAUGAGCCAACAUCCGCAAGCUGGGAAUUCCAGGAAUAUAUCGGGAAUCGUGGUCACAGUUCUGACGAUCUCUGGCAAAAGCUACCAAGCCCAGUCCUGUCACUGCUGAGGGGCAUGAUGAAUGUAGACACCAAGCAACGCUUCAACUUCCAGCAGAUAAAAGCCCACCCAUGGUACACACGAAAGAACCCUCUUUUGACCCCCGACGGAAAAACAACAGAUCAGCUCGCCCUCGCCACGAAAAUGCUCGAGGGGCUACACAUAGACUUCAGCCAACAGCCACUAUCUUCCCAGAGACCGCACGGCCAAAGCCAAGAUUCCAAUGCUAUGGAUGUCGAUUCCGAACCUAGAUUCGCAUUCACACAACCAGAGACGCCCAUCAACGACGUACUCUACGAUUGGGAACGUCCACCACGUGUAAACGCAUCUGCUAUGUCCUCCAGCCAGCCUUCACACACCAACAGUGACAGCCACUCUAUCCAUGCCUUCGACGCUUCGACCCUCGCCGACGAACCAAGCAUGUCACAAUUUGCCCCCACGCCCUCGGUUCCCCUUAGCCUCACGCAACACGCACGCUGUUUCCGCGAUAUCGUCCCCUCAUACUCACUUACGCGUUUCUUCUCGCACCUUUCCUCCCCACUCCUACUUCAACUCCUCUCCUCCGCGCUCCAUCAACUCAACAUCCCCAUCCCUCCUGUAAGCCCUAUGAACGGCCGGGAUAACGCUGGGUGGAUCAGAGUCAAGCUGUUGGAUGGUCGACGGUGCGGGUUGAGCGGCGAUAUUAUCGUAGAUAGCUAUGUGACCGGGGAGGUCGAAUUACUAGAGGUGAGAUUUGUGAAGGUUAAGGGGGAUCCGUUGGAGUGGAGAAGGUUUUUUAAGAAUGUGGUCCUGCUGUGUAAGGAUGGGGUUUAUGUUCCCGGUGCUUCAUAG